This is a messenger RNA of Phytophthora infestans T30-4, 717 nucleotides long. RefSeq lists its product as uncharacterized. The coding region runs from base 1 to 717 and encodes 238 amino acids. NCBI's taxonomy places the organism in Eukaryota, Oomycota, Peronosporomycetes, Peronosporales, Peronosporaceae. The record is from RefSeq and is a predicted model, not a curated record. The transcript has a single exon.
AUGGUGGUGCCUGACACGUCGCUAGUGACGUAUCCUAGACCGCUAUUCCCCCUCCGAGCCCUGCCAGUCACUAAGCCCCUGUCAACCUACGUCGUGGACCCCACGUUCGUCUUCCCUGCGUUUCGUCUCCCCAGCAUCGCCAUGAUGAACCAGGACGAAUCCUCCGAAAACUGGAGUGCGCCGUCUAACCAGGACACACGACACAAGGCUGCGCUGUCUUUUAUUCUAUCAUCCGACUCCGAGUCGGAGGCCGACCAGCUUAAGCCGAAGUCCAGGAAGCGCAACUUGAUCAGCGAGCCGACCGUCGCUAAGCGUAGACGUAGUGCCACCUCCAAUUCGGUGCCUCCAGCGCCCACGUUGGCUGGCUCAGCUUCGAAGCCCGUAGUCAAGAAAGGCAGCAAGUUCUGCUCCGUUGAAGGCUGCACCAGUCGUGCUAAACACGCCAAGCGCUGCUGGAAGCACGGCGGCUGGGUUCGCUGCAACGUGGCCGACUGUACCAACCGCGCCAAGUCCAAGGGCGUGUGCUGGUCGCACGGCGGUGGAACCGUGUGCUCGUUCGAGAACUGCGAUACGAUUGCAGUAUCGAAUGGAUUCUGCUGGGCUCAUGGCGGUGGUAAGCGCUGCCAAGUGCCGGAUUGCUCCAAGCCGGCGUAUGAGCGCACGCAGAAUUACUGCCAGACCCAUUAUGAAGAGCUCGGAGCCACUGUCGAUGGCUAG